AUGUGGGUCGAGCAGGCGUUAAAAGGUGUGCAGAUUCAGGGUGAUGACCCCUACAAGGUCUUUACAGCGGCUAAUGAUGCGCCAGGAGACGUCACGGAUUCCCGCUUGAUAUCAUUGGACAGGCAGUUCCGACGCGCAGACUUUCCAGCAAAGUUCUCCAUGUCAACCGUGGAGCCCAGAAGGACAGUGGCCUUCACAGGAGCACCGACAGAUCUACUGACUUUACUUCUGCAGCUCUCUUGUUGCUCGAGUGUGAUGGCUUCGCCUUCGGAUUGCAAAGCGAACUCUUUUGGUGGCCGCAUCUGGCACAAGGGUGCUGGAAGCGGUCUGACAUGGACACACGAAAGCUUUGCCGGCCUGUGCAAGCUUGCUUGCAGGAUGCCUGAGCUGCCACACAGUGUUCACGCGCUAAAAGAUGUGCGGCUGGUGCGCGACUUCUUGAAGAGGUCCAAAGGCUAUGCAUACAUAGACUUCGACUCAUCCGCGCACGUGGGAGAAGCGGUGGAGAAAUUCAACGGUCAGCAGGUCAACAAGCGCGUUAUGAGGGUGGCUCGCUCGCUGCCAACAAAGAGACUGUACGAGGAGAAGGUUCUUUUCGUCAAAAACAUCGGUGCUGCUGCGAGCGAGGAUGACAUCAAAAGCGCCUUUAGCGCGCAGGGGGAGGUUGCUAGCGUGCGGAUUCCACGAGACAACAGCCAGGAAGGCAAGGCUCACAAAGGCUACGCGUAUGUGGAGUUUGCAUCCGAUGAAACAGUGAAGGCGGCCCUGGCUUGCGAGAAGCCGAUGGAAAUAGGGGGCCAGGUCGUGGUGCUCUCCCGGUCUAUACCAAUGAAGGACCACCGUCACACCACAGCGGCAACAAGAAAAGACCUUCCUCAGCGGGUAAACCAGAGAAAUAUUGUUCAAGGUCGAAUUGAAAGAGAGGAUCCGGUGAAGCAAUCUUCGAAAUGCCCAACAACAGUGCAUGUGAACAACCUGGCCUUCAGCGUGGAUGAAGCGCAGCUGACAGAACACUUCCAACAAUGCGGGCCGGUCUCGCAGGUUGUCGUUGUCCGCAACGACAUGGGCCGGUCUCGGGGCUUUGGCUUUGUCGAAUUCCAGGAGGAAUCUGAUGCGCAAACAGCCCUCAUGUUUUCAGACAGUCUCCUCGGUGGGCGGGAGAUCGUCGUAUCGAAGAGCACGCGGGCCAUAAGCCAGAAGAAGAAGAGCAAGGACGAGAUUGAAAAAGGAGCUAAUAAAGGGUUGAGCAAAGGCAAGGAGAAGCCGCAAGACAAAGGCAAAAGCAAAGGCGAAGAAAAGAAGAGCAAAGGUAAAGGAGGCAAAGACUCUUCCAGGCGUCGGAUCAACUUGGAGACGGUCGAGAAGGAGGAGUCUGCGACUUCGGCUGCUGACGAGGUGCCUGCACUGGUUCGACCGGAAGUUCUGGACGAGGUGCCAGCGCCCGUGCACCCAGAAGUUCUGGACGAGGUUCCAGAGUUGAUGCGGCCAGACGUUCUGGACGAGGUGCCAGCCCUGACGCGGCCAGACGUUCUGGACGAGGUUCCAGCUCCAGUCUGUCCAGCCGUUCUCGGCGAGGUACCAGCUGCAGUGCGCCCGGAAAACCUGGAGGAGCCGGCAGCCAAGCGCCCCAAGGAGGAGGCGGCCCCAACAAACCUCUCCAACGCCGACUUCCGCAAGUUUCUGCCUUGUUGA
Symbiodinium sp. CCMP2592 is the source of this 1692-nucleotide messenger RNA. The record is from the annotation of a GenBank genome assembly. NCBI's taxonomy places the organism in Eukaryota, Dinophyceae, Suessiales, Symbiodiniaceae.